Molecule: messenger RNA, 10415 nt
Organism: Globicephala melas (long-finned pilot whale)
Lineage: Eukaryota; Metazoa; Chordata; Mammalia; Artiodactyla; Delphinidae
Source: RefSeq, a predicted model, not a curated record
UUCACGUCCCGCCUACCUGUCCUCCAGAUGCCGCCUCGUCCUCUCGUCCCGCCCACAGUCUCCCGGCGACUUCGCACGUCGCCUCGCCCCACGUCGCCCCGAGCCGCCUCACGUCGUUCCGUUUGCACGUCUUUCCGCCCCGCGUUUCCCCGCCCCACGUCUCACUGCCAACCUCAGCCCGCCUCGCGUCACGCGGUAGGCCGUCGCUCGGCUGAGAUGUGGGCGGCUCUCGGCGGGGCCGGGGGUCUCCACGUGGGGCUCCUUCUGGGCGGCGCUCGAGGCCUGCACAGCUCGCCUGUCUCCUGCGGCAAGAACCUACUCAAGAAAUUUGCUUCGAAAACUAAGAAGAAGUUUUGGUAUGAAGGUCCUUCCUUGGGCUCUCACUUGGAGACUCACAAGCCGUCUCAGUUGGCAUCCCUGACAAAGAGCACCUCCAAGAGAGCCAGGAGGGAAGACCACGUGCGCCUGAGGGCCCUGAACGGCCUCCUCUACAAAGCGCUGACUGAGUUGCUGUGCACCCCGGAAGUGAGCCAGGAGCUCUGCGACUUGAAUGUGGAGCUCUCCAAGGUCUCUCUGACUUCAGACUUCUCCACCUGCCGCGUGUACUGGAGGACGACUGUCUCUGAGGCUCAGAACGCAAACGUGGGGGCCGUCCUGCAGAGGAGCGCUGCGCACAUGAGGCACCUUUUGAUGUCCCAGCAGACCCUGAGGAACAUGCCGCCAAUAGUGUUUGUUCAGGACAAAAAAAAUGCAGCUGCAGUGGAGGUUGAUCGGUUACUGGCAAUCGCUGAUUUUGGACCCCCGGAUGAAAAAGACUUUGAGCAAAAUGAUUUCAGCGCCCCCGAGGCCCUGGACACUACAUCGCCACGUGGUACCCUGGGCCCUGCCGCACCGUCAAGUCUGUGUGGGAUCGACCACGAGGCUCUCAACAAGCAGAUCCUGGAGUACAAGAGGAGGAGAGAGAAGGGGUGUGGGAGCACGGGCCCAGCGUGGCUGGAGCCCACGGCUGAGCUGAUGAGGAAGAGGAAGGCCGGGCCCUGCGUGGACGACGACCUCCCGCCCAAGGACUGCCUGUGGGAGACGGGGAGUGACGGGCCCCUGGACGGCGGGGCCCUUCCUGAGGAGCACACCCCAGGACGCAAGGGGGCUCCAGGGGCAGAGGGGAACCAGAGGCAGAGAGAAAGGAUCGCGGGUCCUGACCCGCUCCCGUGAGCACACAGAGACCCGUGCUGCUGGUGCCCCCGGGAUGCCCUCGUGCAGGUGCAGGCUGAGCUGUGCGGGUGUCACCUCUGAGCCCUUCAGACCUAUUGCUGUGCUACAGUGAGAGAUGGGGUGAGGCUGUGGAGAGGGUGUGAAAUCUCUUAGGUCAAUGGCGUGCGGUCUGCCGUCCAUAUUUGGGGUUCCAGGCUUGCAUGUUCGCUUGCUCACUAGAGUUUGUCCACGGCCCCCAGAUCCAUACUUGUGGCACUUUCAUGGUCGUUCUUGGACACGCACAGACCAGUGGGAUGCACAUGUGGCCUGUGGUCACACCAGGCACUGCUCUGUCUGCUUUGUUCAUCUUGGGCUGUGAACAGCCACCCUCUCUGAUCGGGUUAGCACCACGUUAGUGCCUUCUGACAGAGAUUUCACUCAUGGUGCCUAAGUGCAAGAGGCCGUGAUGUGUUUCCUAGAGAAAGCACGUGUUAGAUGAGCCUCUUUAGGAAAUAAAUAAUCAUUUAAUUCUGACACAGAAACGUUGUCCUGGGCUUGGGGCAUCUCCAUUUCCCAACUAUCAUUGACCUUGAAACACUGAAAAUGAUAAAGUUCAGAUGAUUGGAGAAAGGUACACUAUUAAGCUAAAGCAAGGAAACCUGUAACGUGGCUUUUCAGGGAGUGUAAUUUCCCUGCUUGUAAACUGUUUCAGGAAGGAAAGCGUUGCCUUGCCUCUGCAGCAGUGGCAAGCCCCAAAUGCCACUUUCCGUGUCGGCAUCUGGGACCAGGUGUGAUGCCCCAGCAGGGAUAUGGCACCGGGAAGCUCCGUCUCUGCCGGGACACUGGCCCCCUCUGAAGGGACGGCAUCACGGGCCGCCCUGUGGAUGCUCCAGGCAUGUUGCUGUUUGAGUGGUGCUUGUGGGAUCCUGCCCCGGAAGGGUGCACGUAGCCUGUGUGGGGGCUGUUUCCAUUAGGAGUGUGGGUUGCUUACACAGCCUCUUACGACCAGAGAAGAAAUGUCCAGAGGGAGGAUUGACCUGUGUUAAAAUGUGCACGGGAUGUGUCCUGAUCAGGUGUGGUAAGAUGACAGAGUUGGAAACUGCUACCUUGAAAGAAGAGUUCUUGACUCACAGCUCCCGAGAGGAGGGGUGCAUCACGCUGCACAGGGCCCACGAGGAGCGCCAGGGUCUGUCAGCAGGCCGAGGGUGAGGAGGAAGCGUGGCUGAACCCGUCCCGAGGCUCCUGGAGGACGGAGUGGGCCAGGUAGGGUGAGCACGUCUGGGCAGGCCUGGGGUCGGACAGCUUGGUCAUUUCAGCAGGCUCCGGGCUCUAGGGGUGGCUUCCAGUUGUCCAGUCCCUGGCCCUGGGGUGACUUGGGGCAGAGGAGACACUGGCUGGGGAGGGCUCGGGCUUGGCUGGUCUGCGUGUGAGUGGUGCGCUCACGGGGAGCUAGCCAGCUUGCGGAGGGGUCUCUCCCCAGCCCACAGGCCCCCAGGAUGUCAGAACAUUACAGAAAAUAAACACCGUGGUUAAUACCCGACAGCACUGAGCAGUCUUCUCCACUGACUGCGUCUGGGCCUACACUGCAGAAAGUGCCCAGAUCCCAAAUUGCAAGGGGCAAGCGUGGUGGCAGGCGAUGAGUGCACCGGCCCUGUGAGUGCAAGAAGCCGGGACCGUAGGAGAGGCGGGUGCACGAUGCCGCUUGCCCUUCUUCCUGCCUGUGCCCCAGCCUAAGUUCUCUAUGAAGUUAAGUGGCAGGAACAGGAGUUUUUUGCUCAGACCAGGAGUUUUUGGUUUUGCUCCAUACUCUUACAGGAAGGAGUUACAGUGGUUUGUAAGGGUACAAGAGGGGCCAGGAGUCAGACAGACGGUGUAAAAGGAAGGAGCCUGGGACAUGACCCUGGAUGUCCUCCACAGGCCCUGGAAUGCCGGUGCUGGGACGGCUGAUCCCUGACAGCCCUGCACCUGCCCCAGGCACCUCACCACAAGUGCAGAUGCCGUGUAAUAGCUGCAAGCACGCUGCUCAUUUGAUGUGAAAAGAGACAAAACUGAAUACAGGACGCACCCAGCUCACCUUUCGUUUUAUUCAAAGGGCAUAGAACUUUGCUUCCUCAGAGCACAUGGAAGGAGCUCCCAGGCUGCUGGACACGUGGAGCUGGGAGUGGCCGCUCAGAGAUGGGGGGAAGCUCCGUGCCUUUCCCCGUCCCUCGUCCUGUGCACCUCUUCCAUCUGGCUGUUCCCGGGUUACAUCCUGUCAUAGUAAACCAGUGACCUGCAGGUGGAGCUCAUUAGCAACCAGAUGUCCUACAACUUAAACUUACUGAAGACAGAACAAAGGGACUCUGACUAUGGAUAUCUUAGAAAGGGCCCUCUGAGCAGCCAAAGAACAAAGCUGAAGAUGACCGAAUAUUAAGCAUGUGAAAACAGCCAAUAGGAAAGAAAAAUUGACAGUCUUCCAGGGGAGCACUGCCCACGAAAGUUACUUUCAGUCUUGAAAAACUUCAUGUUCUUCAAAAGGGUUUUUCUGCCUUGAGUUUUCCUCUGAUGUCUUGGCCUUCCAAGUCCUAUCGGUAAAGUUCAGAAUACCUAAAAUUUUCUUACGGCAUCUUCUGUUCAAGAAUUUGUGAUACGUAUAGUUUUCUGUUGUUUUUUUUUAAUAAAAAGAGUAAGUAGUUUUCAUCAUAUGUUUUAAAAAGCAUAUUCAAGUCAUCACCAUCAAAACUGUGUCGUAUCUAAGCUCUAGAGUAAAAGAUGGGGAAAGCCUGAGCAAGUGAACUGCCCCAUCGCCUACCUGCCUGUGGGCUCGACACCAGCCUGUUGAGAGGUGUGGACGCCCGUAUCCGAAGGUCGCGUUUCAGAAUUUGCUCAACACUUAAUUGAAGGUUAUCAAAGCUGUGUGAAUGGAACACUGGAAAGAAUAAUGCGUCAUGUGACAAAGUAGAGCUCAAAUUUGCCUUUUAAAGACAGUUCGAGAUGAAGAACCAAAAUCUAUCAGAUGAAAUUUGACAGGAAUACACACAAACUCCUGUGUUUGAGAUUUAAAAUGUUAAUAAGCUACAGGAUUGUGGGUUAGGUGAAAAGGGUCUGGUGGUCCCACUGAGUUCUGGCUGAGCUGAGGCGGGCGCGCUGCUGGGGCUGUGGAUGGAAGCUGCGGCUUGGCGGGGGUGGCUGUCACUCUGGCUCCGGACCCUGGAGCCGAGUUUAAACAGGACUUCGAUGGUGAAGAGCCCACAUGCCCAUAACCCUGUCCCCAAGGCCCUGAAAUGUGAGCGUCAGCCUCUCGGGGAGAGCCACGGUCCUCGAGACCUGCUAGGCAAGAGUGAAGCACGUGCCGAUCCGCCAGCAGUGGACUGCCGUGCAGGUUUGCCCCAGAGUCGAAGGCAGACGUUCUUGCUGCUCAGAGGAAGGAGAAGACAAGCAGCAAACGCAGGAGUGGCUUUGAGGCUCUUUCUCACCCUGUGCCUGAGAAAAGCAGAGAAGAAACAGAUGCGGAGCCAAGAAACCAGACAGACAUUGGGCAUUAGGAUCACUGGAAAAAAUCCGGGUUUGAGGGUGAGUGGGAGAAGCAGAAAGAAGACAAGACACGAUUCUCUGCAUACAAGGAGGGUGGAGCCCCGGGUCAUCCAGGUCCGACAGGCGGAAGAGGCAGUGUGCUGCAGAGAAGGGCUUUCCAGCCAUGUGACUCUUAAACCUGCUGCCCUGGGUUCAGUGCUUGGAUCUGACACUUGGUGGCGGAGUGGCCUCUGCUCCGUUUUCUCCGUGGUCGGGAUACUGGUAGCAUCUACCUCAGAGGUCACUGGGAGGACUGCCUGGGUGGCACGUGUGGCAGCACUUAGCAGAGCCUGGCACAUGGUAUGUGCUCCACGAGUCCCAGUUCUCGGUGCUGCCUUCCUAGGGCUUUGGUUUCAGUGACAAGUAAAGGGACUGAGGGGGGCAGUUGGUUCCGUCAUGUCCUUUGGUGGAGAUGCACACAGUCUACCUCGUGAGGACGGGCAGAGCAGGACUGUAGGUGCCCCUGGCUGGAGCUGGCUGGGCCUCUGCAGGGUGGGCCCACAGACGUGACCGAAUGGUACACGUGGCCAGGUUUUCAUGUCUUUGGGACGUGAAGAUGAAAGGAGGAGAUCAAAGUCUGCCUGUUAGAAGUGAAAUUUGUUGAUCAGAACCCAGAGCACCAAGGAUACACCUGAAGAGCCUUAUUUAUGCAAACAUCUCUGCAACCCCAAAAUAAACCCUGUUGGGAAAGCAGAAGCACAAACAGCCUUCUCUCUCAGGUUUUGUCUUUGAAACGUGAGUACCCCUGUGUGGCUCUUCUGCAUUAAUUUGAAUACCGUCCAGCACUAGACUUGAAUAACACCCGAACAGGAAGCUGAAUGUUGACAAGUUGUUUUCAUUCUGGAAAGUGAAGCUUAGUGUGAUUCUUAGGUGUGGAUUCCUUAUAACCUCCUAUGUUGAGAUUCCCAAGCUGCGGCCACAGUCCACCCAGUUAAGCCGGUCAUGGGGUCUCAGGAGCCCCCUCGGAGGAGAUGGGACUCAGACAUCCAGGAUAAACAGUAUGGAGGAGAUGAAAAGAUGCAACAGAGCAUCACACAGUCCAAGGCCAGUGGUCAACGAAGACCCACCAGGUCCCGUUAGGGACUUCUCUGUUUUGUUUCCAAACCUCCCUCCCCAGCUUGGCUCGUUUGCAGGCCUCAAGCUCCACGUGCUCGGAUACAUUGCCUUGUCUUUCUGGGUGCCUCCUGGGCGUUUCUGACGCUCCUGUCUUGCCAGGCCGAGACCAGACCUCACACUCAUGCCCUCAGAGGCUGAAGAGAUGACGUCUCAGUUCUGCAUGAAAAUUCAUGGCGCUGCAGUAGCAUUCAUGUUGAAGAAACAUGUCUUCUGCUUGCAUUGGGAGGAACCCCUGCUUUGCAGUGGUAACAGCACCAAGCUGGCCAAGUCUAGUAGGAUGGCAGCAGAAUUCCAGCUUUCCUAGAUAUCGGGGCACCUUCCCUUUUUAAUCCCCCCCUCCAACACACACACUCUUAGUGCAGUGUCUUAGUGCAAGCGUCUUGGUAGCCUUCCCUGCCACCAGGCCUUGGUUUCUGAAACUCUGAAUCUUGGUGCGACAAGGGUUGGAGGCAGGGUGGAGGGAAUCAUGCUUCUUUCCCUUCUAGAACAGGAACUAUGCAGAUUGGCCCAUCUUCCAGAUUUCGGCCAUGUGAGGUGUCAGGAGUGAAUUCUCUGUCCCCCAGGUGCAGAGGGCAGAUGGAAGGUACUGUCACAUUCCCCUGGGGGUGGGUGCUUGGGUGCCCAACGACUCACCUCUAGAAACAUCCAAGCAGCAGCUUCUUUCCCUGAGAAAACUUAAGCUCUAACGAGGCACUUUGCUGGCCAUGCUGUGUGGGAAGCAGUUCUGACUCAGCCUUUCACCGUCUCCCCUUACCCUCCGUGAAGUGCACACAGGUAAUCAGACCAGUGUUAAGAGAACUCCCUUCCCUUCACAGCUCUGAGGAAUCUUUGAUGGAAGACGGAUGUGGGACGUCUCAUUGUGCCACAUAAUCCAAGAUGACAUGCAGUCACUAUACAACUGCUGAGAUCAGAAUCCAAGUGUUCCUGGUAAAUGUGGAAGCAAUCUAAUUUACAUUUGUUUUAAAAAAAAUAGGUUUUCAGUAACUGAAGGAAAAAAAUGUAGCCUACAAUAUAUUUUAUUUAGCUCUGGACAACGGUUCCCAGUUUUAUAGAAUGCAGGUCCCUGCAACACUGUUUUCUGUACAUAUUUUCAAAUUCACUUAUGCCUAGCACCUCUCAACAUGGAGCAUGACAUUACUAAGUACAGCUUUUUAAAGUAAGCUGUUCUGGGAAGAAUGUGUAUAGAAGGAACUCUCAAAUGUCCAAUAAAGCUGCUUCACUCAGCCCCAAACAUAAAAUUCCCCUCUGUGCCUCCACUGCAUGCAGAUGGCUCAUGCACUGGCUUUGGAAACGUGCUUGAUGCAGGUUCUGCAGAAAUUAGUGAAAUGCAAUGGGGAGAGAUGCCCCUGAAGCUGGCAAACAUUCGAUGUGGGGUGGGGGCUGGUGGGCGGGUGCUGAGCCAUGGCAGAAGAGCAGCCAGCUGUGUUCAUACCGUGACCAGCAUGAUGGUGGCAUCUGUGUUGCGUAGGCUGGUCCUUCCAUCUGGAUAAGUGGAAUUCCUGAUGUCAGUCCCUGCUCAGGCCCACGACUUGCAACUUGGCUUGUGGGCUGGAUGGCUGCAUCACACACUGUUGGGAUCAAGAAGCCCCAUCUGGCUCCCAUGCUCAACUACUGGAUCUUCAGAGCAGGUUUCAUCAGAGAUAUAUUAAUCUUGGUCACAAAGCCAAGAAUGAUUGUGUGAGAGUGUAUUUUAGUGACCAGAAGAGGAAAAGUGGAGAAAGAACCAUUGAGAAAUGACAAAAGAUUCAUUGCAAAAUCUUGCCUGAAUUCCAUCUGUGUAACUCUUAGAGGCUGGCAGUGUAGUACAUAUAACAGAGCACUGUAUCCUAACUUUCCCUCCCCCAAAAUGAAGAGGCAGGAACGCUUCCCACCUUACUCUAGAAGGCCAGUAUAACCCCAAUACCAAAGCCAGACAAAGACACUACAAAGUAAGAAAAGUAAAGACCAAUAUCCUUUGGACAUUGAUGUAAAAAUCCUCAACAAAAUACUAGCAAACAGGUUUCAGCAGCAUGUUGAAAGGAUUAGGGCUUCCCUGGUGGCACAGUGGUUAAGAAUCUGCCUACCAAUGCAGGGGAUAUGGGUUCGUGCCCUGGUCUGGGAAGUUACCACAUGCCACAGAGCAACUAAGCCUGUGUGCCACAACUACUAAGCCUGCAUUCUAGAGCCCACUGUCCACAACUACUGAGCCCGUGUGCCACAACUGCUGAAGCCCAUAUGCCUAGAGCCCAUGCUCCACAACAAGAGAAGACACUGCAAUGAGAAGCCUGUGCACUGCAACCAAGAGUAGCCCCAACUCGCCUCAACAGGAGAAAGCCCACAUGCAGCAGCCAAAAGUAAAUAAAUUUUAAAACUUUAAAAAACUAGCCUUAAAAAAAAAUAAAAAAGGAUUAUACACCAUUACCAAGUGGGAUAUAUUCCUGGAAUGCAAAGUUCAACACAGGAAAGUCAGUGUUACAUGCCACAUCAACAAAAUGAUAGGAAGAAACACAUGGUCAUCUCAAAUCAUGCAGAAAAAAAUGAGACGAAAUUCAACAGCCUUUCAUGAAAAAACACUCAACAAAAUAGGAAUAGGAGGAGACCUUAAUAUUUAUAAUAUCUGUAUAUGAGAAACCCACAGCAAACAUAAUAAUGGUGAAAGACUGAAAACUUUUCCUCUAAGGUCAGGAACAAGACAAAAGAUGUGUGCCUGCUUUCACCAUUUCUGUUCAACAUAGUACUGAACGUUCCAGCCAGAGCAAGUAGGUAAGAAAAAGAAAAGGCCUCAAAUUAGAAAGGAAAAAGUAAACUCAUCUGUUUGCAGAUGAAUGGUCUUAUGUGUAGAAUAUCAUAAAGAUACCACAUGCAAAAAGCUGUUAGAUCUGAUAAAUGAAUUCUACAAAGUAGCAGGAUUAGAAGUUAACACACAAAAAGCAGUUGCAUUUCUAUACAUGAGGAAUGAAUGAUCUGAAGACAUUACAGCGAAUUCCCUGGCAGUCUCGUGGUUAGGACUCAGCACUUUCACUGCCAGGGCCUGGGUUCAAUCCCUGGUUGGGGAAUGAAGAUGCCACAAGCUGUGUGGUGCAGCCAAACAAGCACCCCCCCCCACCAUAUUACAAUAAUAAUUACAUUUACAAUAAUAAUUACAUUUACAAUCGCACCAAAAAGAAUAGAAUACUUAGGAAAUAACCAAGAAGGAGAAAGACCUGUACAAUGAAAACUACAAGACAUUCUGAAAGAAAUUAAGAGAAAUAAGUGGAAACCUCCUGUGUUCACUAAUUGGAAGACUUACUAUUAAAACACCAAUAUUACUCAAAAGUGUUCUGCAGGUUCAGUGCAAUCCCGAUCAAAAUCCUGAUGAUUUUUUCUCAGAAAUUGUAAAACUUAUACUAAAUUUCAUAAGGAAUCUCAAGGGAUCCUGAUAGUCAACACAAUCCUGAAAAAGAACAAAACUGGAUGAUUUUCGGUUCCCAGUUUCAAAACUUACUGCAAAAACUAGUCAAAACAGGGUGCUACUGGCUUAAAGACAGACAUAUAGACCAAUGGAAUAGAAUAGAGAGCCCAGAAGUGAACCCUCACGUAUAUGGCCAGAUGAUUUUUGUUUUUUAAUAUUUUACUUUUUAUUUAUUUAUGGCUGCAUUGAGUCUUAGUUGCAGCACACAGGAUCUUCGUUGCGGCACACAGGCUUCUCUCUAGUUGUGGUGCGUGGGCUCAGUAGUUGUGGUGCACGGGAUUAGUUGCCCUGUGGCAUGUGGGAUCUUAGUUCCCUGAUCAGGGAUCGAACCCAUGUCCCAUGCAUUGGAAGGCGGAUUCUUAACCACCGGACCACCAGGAAAGUCCCUGGCCAGAUGAUUUUUGACAAAGGUGCCAAGAUCAUUCAAUGGGGAAAGGAGAGUCGUCUCAGUAAAUGAUGCUGGGAAAACUAGAUAUCCACAUGCAGAAGUAUGAAGUUGGGCCUUUACCUAACACCAAAUACAAAAAUUGACUUAAAAUGUAUCAAAGACCUAAAUGUAAGACUUAACAGUAUAGGGAGUAACCUGGCAGUCUAGUGGUUAGGACUCCAUGCUUUCACUGCCGAGGGCAUAGGUUCGACCCCUGGUUGGGGAACUAAGAUCCCAGAAGCCGUGCAAUGCAGCAAAACAAACAAAACCCACUAUAAAACUCUUAAAGGAAAACAUAGGACUAAAGCUUCAGAACAUUGAAUUUGGCAAUGAUUUCUUGGACGUGUCACAAAAUGCACAGGCAACAAAAGAAAAAAUAGGAACUUCCCUGGUGGUCCAGUGGCAGGGGUUAAGACUCCGUGCUUUCAGGCUUCCCUGGUGGCGCAGUGGUUAAGAAUCUGCCUGCCAAUGCAGGGGACACGGGUUCGAGCUCUGGUCCAGGAAGAUCCCACAUGCCGCGGAGCAACCAAGCCCGUGCACCACAACUACUGAACCCACGAGCCACAACUACUGAGCUCACACGCCUAGAGCCCCUGCUCUGCAACAAGAGAAGCCAACGCAAUGAGAAGCCCGCACACCACAAUGAAGAGUAGCCCCCGCUUGCCACAACUGGAGAAAGCCCGUGCAUAGCAACGAAGA